Molecule: messenger RNA, 450 nt
Organism: Tremella mesenterica DSM 1558
Lineage: Eukaryota; Fungi; Basidiomycota; Tremellomycetes; Tremellales; Tremellaceae
Exons: 1
Coding region: 1-450 (149 amino acids)
Source: RefSeq, a predicted model, not a curated record
AUGCAGAGUGAUCAUCCUUCUGGGACCCCAACGGAGUGGAACGAGGUUUACCAGUCAUCGCUCUCCAAUUCAAGGACCAUCAACCAGACUUCGCUAGCCGAAAAUCCAAGUUUGGGGAAUGUCAAGACAAGCAUAUCAAGAUCUCCGACGUCUGGCGAAGUCACUGGGCCGAGAUCCAUGUUCACAGUGACACAACAGGGAGACAAUAUAUAUCUGGGAAAAGAUCGGAUCUCUCAAUACCUACCCACGCGUGACAAAACAUCGGAACAAACACGUGUAUCUCUUCCAAGCGUACGCAUGACUUUGCAGCUCCAUGCGUUGUACGAUGUGGAACAACGUCAAAGACGAACGAUUUCCAUCCGGACACAUGUAGGAACUGAUAAUUUUGGAAGUGAACACUUAGGUUUCAUCGUACCUAAACUCUCCGCCCCUCAAACUGACCCCCGCUGA